Messenger RNA from Encephalitozoon romaleae SJ-2008, 1599 nucleotides. RefSeq names its product T complex protein 1 subunit epsilon. Gene Ontology annotation, cellular component: chaperonin-containing T-complex. Bases 1 to 1599 code for a protein of 532 amino acids. NCBI's taxonomy places the organism in Eukaryota, Fungi, Microsporidia, Unikaryonidae. The record is from RefSeq and is a predicted model, not a curated record. Gene Ontology annotation, molecular function: ATP hydrolysis activity; ATP binding; ATP-dependent protein folding chaperone. Gene Ontology annotation, biological process: protein folding. The transcript has a single exon.
AUGUCAGAUCUUCUAACUGAUGAGUUAGGUCAGACAUUUCAAAUAACUGAUGAGGACAAGACAUGCAGGACAAAGGGGAACCAAUGCAUUCUUGCAAACAUCGGGGUUGUAAAAUCCAUAGCAACCUUUCUUUCGACCUCUCUAGGACCCACGGGGAUGGAUAAGAUAUUGCAAAGCAAGGAUGAUGACAUAGUUGUGACCAAUGACGGGGCAACUAUACUCAAGGAGAUGGAGAUGACUGAGAAUCCGAUUUCAAGACUUAUAGUACAACUAAGCGAGUCCCAAGACGAAGAGAUAGGAGAUGGAACGACUAGUGUAGUUGUGCUUGCCUCUGCACUUCUUGACCAGGCCCAGGUUCUUCUUGGGCAGGGGAUACACCCGAUUAAGAUAUCCGAGGGCUUUGAGCUAGCUUUAGAAUAUGCAAUUGAGCACCUGUCUGAGAUUUCUGAGGAGAUAUCUGAUCUAAGGGAAACGAUGAUGAAGGCAGCAAGAACGAGCCUGGGAAGCAAGAUAGUUUACAAGUCUCUUGAGAAGUUUGCAGAGAUAUGCACUUCAGCUGUUCUGAUGGUUGCAGACAUGGAAAGAAAGGAUCUUGACUUCGAGCUAAUCAGCAUUGAAAGCAAGGUAGGGCGGGACAUAUCUGAUACCACUCUUGUCAAAGGGGUUGUGCUUAACAAAGAGUUCAGCCACCCUCAAAUGAAGAAGGAGAUCAAGGAUGGAAGAAUAGCACUUUUAAGCUGUCCUUUUGAGCCUCCAAAGCUGAAGACUAAGCAUAGUCUUGUGAUUUCUAAUCCUAAGGAAUACAAGGAAUUGGAAGAAUAUGAGAAAAGAAAGUUUGUAGAGAUGAUAGAAAGUGUCAAGAAGAGUGGAGCUAAUGUUGUGAUGUGCCAAUGGGGAUUUGACGAUGAGGCCAAUUCUCUUCUGAUGGAAAACGACCUGCCUGCCGUAAGAUGGGUUGGAGGGCAUGAGCUUGAACUCCUAGCUGUUCAUACUGGAGGGUCGAUAAUAGCACGAUUUGAAGAUCUGGAAGAAUCUGACAUAGGAAAUGCAGAAAUUAGAGAGGAAAGCCUUGGAACAGAGAACGACAAGAUUGUUGUUGUGGAGAAUUCUGAGCAUAGUAGGGCUGUCACGAUUCUUGUCAGAGGAGCAAAUGAUUUAGUGAUUGAGGAAGCAAAGAGAUCCGUCCGGGAUGCUCUCUGUGCUGUAAGGAAUAUUCUCACCAAUAGCAAGAUAGUUUAUGGAGGAGGGUCUUCCGAGAUGUCAUGUUCUCUUGCUUUGGAAAAGACAGCCGAAGGAUACUCUGGUGAGGAGCGGGAAGCCCUUCUUGGAUUUGGAAGAGCAUUGGAAGAGAUACCACUUUGCCUGGCAAGAAACAGUGGGUACAAUCCAAUUGAAUAUUCAUCUGGCCUUCGAAAGUUACAAAUGGAGAGCAAGAACUCUUAUCUUGGGGUUGAUUGCCUUGGAGUUGGAGAACAAGACAUGAAGGAGCUGGGUGUUUUUGAUGCACUGAGUAGCAAGAUCAGGCAGUUCCAAAUGGCAACACAGCUUGUCACCAUGAUUCUUAAGAUCGAUAAUGUUAUCUCUGAUUUCCACGAUUAA